Cyclopterus lumpus (lumpfish) is the source of this 3894-nucleotide messenger RNA. RefSeq names its product ubiquitin specific peptidase 44 (gene usp44). Lineage: Eukaryota; Metazoa; Chordata; Actinopteri; Perciformes; Cyclopteridae. The coding region runs from base 227 to 2485 and encodes 752 amino acids. The transcript has 6 exons. Gene Ontology annotation, biological process: protein deubiquitination. Gene Ontology annotation, molecular function: zinc ion binding; cysteine-type deubiquitinase activity. The record is from RefSeq and is a predicted model, not a curated record. Gene Ontology annotation, cellular component: cytoplasm.
CAACACCACGCGACAGGCACCGACAAGAUGGCGGCCACUUCAGAAACAGAGGAGCUGCGGCCGUGAAGGAGAGGCUCGAAGCCACCAUGCCCGGGGGAGGGUCCCGUUUCUCAACUCGUCGCCAUGGUGAUAUGAAGCCAGCGUGAAGCGUUGAGACACCCGCUCACAGACUCUCGCACACACACCGUCAGCUAUUGACUGACGCGGCCGGCUUCGGCUGUGUGUGAUGGACAGGUGCAAGCAUGUGGGGCGGCUGCGGCUGGCCCCGGAUCACUCCAUCCUCAACCCCCAGAAGUGGCACUGCGUGGACUGCAACACCAGCGAGUCCAUAUGGGCCUGCCUGGGCUGCGCGCAUGUGGCGUGCGGGCGCUACAUCGAGGAGCACGCUCUGCAGCACUUCCAACAGCAGCACCACCCGUUGGCUAUGGAGGUUAACGAACUUUACGUUUUUUGCUACUUGUGUGACGACUACGUCCUGAACGAUAACGCCACCGGGGACUUGAAGCUGCUGCGCAGUACGCUCAGCGCCAUCCAGAGCCAGCGCUAUGAGGUCACCACCCGCAGUGGACGCACCCUCCGCUCGGCGAGCGCCGCCCCCGACGCCCUAAUGCCAUGCGCCGCCCGCGAGCUGCAGCUAAGGGACGAAGACAGGAUGUUUACGGCGCUCUGGCACCGCCGCAGGGCGCUAAUGGGACGUGUCUUCCGCCUCUGGUUUGCACUGACUGAAUGCGGAAAGAAGAGGGAGGAAGAAGAGAGGAGGAGGGAGGAGGAUGAAGAGCAAAAGAGGGAGGCGCGGGAGAGGAGGCGGGCUACAAAGAGGCAGCUACUGGAGGAGUUGGAGAAUGCCCCUCUCCGGAAGAGCCGGCGCUUACGCUCGAAGAGCAAGAGAGUCGCCGAUGCGGCGGUGACGACGCCGUCUCAGAGGACGCGCAACCAGACAAAGACCCCCGUGACCCCGUCUCUCACCCGCAGGCCGAGGACCCCGAGCCCUGUCACUGUGACCCCCAGGAGAAGUGAAAGGACGAAAAAGGUCCAGCCAACUCCCAAACCCCGGACCCGUUCUUCAACCACCAAAUUGAGGCCCAAAACUCCCCCAGCGACCCCCUGUUCUGCCCAAACACCCGUUCCCCGCAAGCAGAAUACCAAACAGGGCGGCUCGCCCUUCAAACGGCGUCCCACGGUCACCCCUGGAGUGACGGGCCUGAGAAAUCUAGGCAACACUUGUUAUAUGAACUCCAUCCUGCAGGUGCUGAGCCACCUUCACGUCUUCCGGGAGUGCUUUCUGCGCCUGGAUCUGACCCAAGCGCUGGAGCUACUGGCGUCUGCCGUCCACGGCCAACUGGCAGUGAAGGCCCCGUCCCAGACCCAGAUCCAGUCUCAGACCCAGUCCCCUCUGAUCCAAAGGAGGGGAUUCCAUGCCAGUUCGGGCUCUGGGACCGGGCUGAGCGGCGGGGCCUCGCGGACCCGCAGCAUGGAGCUGAUACAACCCAAAGAGCCCAGCUCAAAGCACAUCUCCCUCUGCCACGAGCUGCACACCUUGUUCCAGGUGAUGUGGUCGGGCAAGUGGGCGCUGGUGUCUCCCUUUGCCAUGCUGCACUCGGUGUGGCAGCUGAUCCCGGCGUUCAGGGGCUACGCCCAGCAGGACGCUCAGGAGUUCCUGUGUGAGCUGCUGGACAAAGUGCAGCACGAGCUGGAGAGCACCGGCAAGCACACGACCACCGCCGGGGUCCCCCAGAAACGACUCAUCAAGCAGGUGCUCAGUGUGGUCAACACCAUCUUCCACGGCCAGCUCCUCAGCCAGGUGACGUGCCUGGCCUGCGACCACCGCUCCAACACCGUGGAGCCGUUCUGGGAUCUGUCCCUGGAGUUCCCCGAGCGCUAUCACAGCAACAGCCGGGAGUCGGCCGCUCACGCCUCGUGCCAUUUGACGGAGAUGCUGGCCAAGUUUACAGAGACCGAAGCGCUGGAGGGAAACAUCUACGCCUGCGAGCAGUGCAACUCUGCUCGCCGGCGGUCCUCCUCCAAACCGGUCCUCCUGACUGAGGCGCAGAAACAGCUGAUGGUCCACAAACUGCCUCAGGUCCUGCGGCUUCACCUCAAACGCUUCAGGUGGUCUGGGCGGAACCACCGGGAGAAGAUCGGCGUCCACGUCCGCUUCGACCAGCUCCUCAACAUGGAGCCCUACUGCUGCCGAGACCCCUCCCCCUGCUCCGUUCCCAGCAGCCCCAGCAGCCCCUGCAGCGCCGCCGGCUCGCCGCGCCCCGAGCACUUCCUGUACGACCUCUCCGCCGUGGUGAUGCAUCACGGGAAGGGCUUCGGCUCUGGCCACUACACCUCCUACUGCUACAACACGGAAGGAGGCUUCUGGGUUCACUGUAACGACUCUAAGCUGAACGUGUGUUCGGUGGAGGAGGUCUGUCGCGCUCAGGCCUACAUCCUCUUCUACACACAGCGAGUAACUCAGGACAAAGACUGGCCUCUAUAGGACCUGACUCCUCCCCCCUCCCUCAGUGAGAACACAUUAGCACAGCCCCCACCUCUCGCUCUCUUUGGGCAUUUUUAUAUCCUGGGAGGAAAAAAAAGGUAUUUUUUUUUUAAGUCUAUUUUUCUAAACAAGGAAGAAAACGAGAGGGAUGAGUCCUUUUUUAAAAAAAAAAAAAGACUUUUAAUAAGUCUGGUUCUGAUUUGUGAACUUCUUGUACAUGGUGUUUAUAUGUAGGUAUUUUUUUAAAGAGAGAAAAAAAAAGAAAAUGGUGACGUUUGUGUACAGGUGUGUUUUUAUAAAAGAAGAAGAGUAUCAGCCAAGAUGUGUCUCAGUAGCAGCCGACAGACGGUGUCAUGAGUCUGUGGCUUGUCGGACUGUAAACAAUGUUUUUGUUUUUAUAAAUCAACUGAAAAAUGUCUCUCAGUCACUUUAGAUAGUCGUCACGGAACUGGACGUCGGGUUGUGGAACGUCCCUCACUAGAAAUGGCCUCCCCCGUGUUCUAGACGGGUGUAAAUGUAUAAAAAAAGAUGGCCGUGUUUCCUGCCAGAAAUGCACUAAUUUCUAUUAGAAAAAGGUUGUUGUUUUUUUGUUUUGUUUUUUUAAAUAUGGGUUUCUAGUUAGAAAGGUCACGACGUUCUCCUGCGUCUGUCAGGGGGAACGCGGCAGACCUCAAGCCAAAGCCUUGGAGGAAAAAAGAAAAGGAAAAAACAACCUCAGCAUUUCCAAAAUGGGUGUUUUUAUUCUUUCUGGGGGAAUAAAAGUAUUCCAAAAGGGACGUUAAUAUUGUUUUUUGCUCCAGAAUGUAACGUGUGAAUCCUCCCUUACCAGACGCAUACUAGUGUACUAGAAAAGUGCCCUUUUGUUGAGAUUAUAGUACGCCACCGGCAUAUGUGUGUAUAUAUACAUAUAUAUGUGUAUAUAUAUCAUCUCAUAUCAAGGAAGAACCUGCACCCAGACCAGCAUUUAUAUUAUGAAUGUAUUUUUAUAAGAGUCCUCCUCAGAGGGUUUUUAAAGCAACAAAAAGAGGCCAUUGACUGUUUUAAUAAACAAUAUGUAUACAACCGCUGAUUGUUCAACACCACCAGCAGUUAUGACUGUCCUAUCACCUUUAAGUGUACAUGCUGUAUUUUAUUUACUGUGUGUGUGUAUACAGAUUGAUAUUUAUCUCCAUACUGGAGAAAAACUGUACAACAUAUAAAAAAAAAAAGGUAUUUUCCACCUCAACCAUGUUCCCUUCAAAGCACACAUUGUUUUAUUUUUCCUUUUAUCAGACACAUUGAUGGCAUUGUUGUGUGUGUGUGUGCGCGCGUGUGUGUACAUUUAUGGAAGUUAUUCUAUGCAAAUUGUUACCUCAAUUUCUUCUAGAGAAAAUUACCUCAAUAAAUGAGAAUAUUUUUUCAUUUUUCUA